This is a messenger RNA of Erigeron canadensis, 1176 nucleotides long. RefSeq lists its product as uncharacterized. The coding region runs from base 1 to 1176 and encodes 391 amino acids. The transcript has a single exon. NCBI's taxonomy places the organism in Eukaryota, Viridiplantae, Streptophyta, Magnoliopsida, Asterales, Asteraceae. The record is from RefSeq and is a predicted model, not a curated record.
AUGGGUUGGAUGGGGUUCCCUAAGAGAUGGUCACAUUGGGUGUUUGGAAUUUUGUCGUCAGCCAGGUCCUCUAUUUUGGUAAAUGGGUCACCAACCUUUGAAUUUCAAUGUCACAAGGGGAUGAGACAGGGUGACCCACUUGCUCCCUUUCUGUUUAUUUUGGUUAUGGAAGCCCUCUCGGUGAUGUUCAAGAGAGCUGUAGAAGCUGGUCUUGUUAAAGGGGUCGAGGUGGGGAAAGACAAUUUGCAUAUUUCUCAUUUGCUCUAUGCGGAUGAUUGUGUCAUACUUGGUGAGUGGAAUCGUGAUAAUCUCAAAAAUGUGGCCAGGGUACUCAGAAUUUUUAAUAUGUGUUCAGGGCUCAAGAUUCACCUAGGAAAGUCUAAUAUGUAUGGAAUCGGUGUUACGGGUGACGAGGUGGCUAAUAUGGCCAAAGUGGUUAACUGUGCCGCUGGAACGCUCCCCUUUAAGCAUUUAGGAGUAUGGAUUGGGGCAAAUAUGAACAGGAUAGUCAAUUGGAAUUUCAUUAUUGACAUAUUUGACGCUAGACUGUCCCGUUGGCGUGCUACUAGUUUGUCGAUGGCUGGCAGAAUCAUUCUCAUUAAAUCAGUGUUGGAAAGCUUACCUACUUAUUCUUUUUCACUGUAUAAAGCUCCUCAGAAGGUUAUCGAAUGUUUAGAGGUUCGAAUUAGAAGGUUUCUUUGGGGUAGUUCGAGUGAUGGUCAGAAAAUUCAUUGGGUGGCAUGGGACAGAGUCGCUUCACCUGUUGAUAUGGGUGGUCUUGGGCUCAGCAAACUUAGGGACACUAAUGUCGCACUUCUUUCAAAAUGGUUGUGGAGGUUUAAAAAUGAACCUAACAGCUUAUGGAGAAGGGUUAUCGACUCAAUUCACGAUACAAAGAGGGGUUGGCUUCAUGUCAAGGUGAAUAAGUACUUACCAGGCACUUGGAAUAAUAUUGUCAAAUGCUUUGAGUCGGUUAAGGUGGUUGGAAAAGGAAUUAACUGUUUACUUAAAGGUGUCGUGGGCAAUGGGCACGAUAUUAGUUUCUGGUUGGAUAAUUGGAUAGGUGAAGAACCGCUUAGACAUAAAUAUCCUCUUUUAUUUAAGCUUGAAAAGAACAAGAAGGCUAUGGUGGCUGACAAGGUAGUCGGGGGAUCGGGCAGUAACUGUAUAAAUUAG